AUGGCUCCACCAUCCUCGGCCAAAGGUGCUGCCGCACCACGACGCGGCAUCUUCACCGUCUUUGCCGCGUUGUCGUUUCUGACUCUUGCCCUGCUUGCCCUGUCUGUCCUAAGGGAGUCCCCUCGGGAUGCCGUGCCCGAAGUGGAACGUGUCGACGAGCCGGAACGGCCUCUCUUGGCGAACACUAGAGCUGCGCCGACCGGAGACAAGUACCUCAUUGGAGUCGGCAAGGCGGACAUCACGGGCCCCGUGGUGGAGAUCAACUUUGCCGGCUAUGCUGCCCUGGCCCAGACAGGCACCGGACUACGCCAGCGCCUCUACUCGAGGGCUUUCAUCGUUGGCGAUGUGAAUAAUCCUGACGACCGGUUCGUGUAUCUGAUCCUAGACACGCAGUCUGGCGACACGGCUGUGAGAUAUGGCAUCCUGGAGGGUCUCACUGCUCUGGGUUCUGGCUACUCCAUGUACGGCCAGUCGAACGUGGCUGUGACUGGCACCCAUUCUCACAGCGGCCCUGGAGCCUGGUUCAAUUAUCUCCUACCCCAGGUAACCAGUCUCGGCUUUGACAAGCAGAGUUAUCAGGCGAUUGUCGAUGGCGCCCUGCUCUCGAUCAAGAGAGCGCAUGAGUCACUCACCACGGGGUAUCUCGACUUUGGCACAGUCAACGUGACGGAUGGCAAUCUCAGCCGUAGUCUAUACGCCUACCUUGCUAACCCGGCUUCCGAGCGUGCUCAAUACAGCGACUCAACCGACAAAACCCUGACGCUGUUGCGCUUCCAGCGCGAGUCGGAUCUCAAGAAUAUCGGCGUGUUGACAUGGUAUCCCGUUCACGGCACAUCCAUGCUUGAGAAUAAUACACAUGUGUCCGGAGACAACAAGGGUGUGGCGGCAUACCUGUUCGAGCAGGCUGUGGCAUCAGAUGACAGUGCUGAUUCGGGCUUCGUGGCGGGCUUCUCGCAAGCCAAUGUUGGUGAUACGACGCCGAACGUUCUGGGUGCUUACUGUGAUGAUGGUUCAGGUCAGAUGUGUAGCUUUGAGAACAGCACUUGCGCAGAUGGCAAGUCGCAGUCUUGCCAUGGCCGUGGGCCCUUGUUCUAUAACCUUGAUUUGGGCGUGACGAGCUGCUACGAAAUUGGGCGAAGGCAAUAUGCCGGCGCAAAAUCUCUCUAUGACUCCCUCGAUACCGUCUCAACAGCGGUAGUCGGUUCAACUGUCAAGUCAUUUCAUUUCUACCACGACAUGUCGUUCUGGGACUUCCAGCUCCCCAAUGGAACGGCAGCGAAGACUUGUCCCGCAGCGUUGGGCUAUUCAUUCGCUGCUGGCACAUCUGACGGCCCAGGCGCCUUCGAUUUCACCCAGGCAGACUCGGGCUCGCCCGAUGCCAAUCCACUUUGGGCAGUUGUGAGCAGCCUUCUCAAGGCUCCCACCGCAGAGCAGAAGGCGUGCCAAGAGCCCAAACCUGUACUUCUUGAUGUCGGCGAGAUGAGCACUCCCUAUGCUUGGAGUCCGAAUAUUGUCGAUGUGCAGACCCUUCGCGUCGGCCAGUUCGUCAUCAUCAUCAGUCCCUCUGAGGCAACGACCAUGAGCGGACGCCGUUGGCGCAACGCUGUCAAGGCCGCCGCGCAGUCUCUCAAGCUGUCACCGACUGCCGAGCCGAUGGUCGUGCUGGGCGGACCCGCCAACACGUAUGCGCACUACGUCGCCACGACCGAGGAGUAUGGCAUCCAGCGUUACGAGGGCGCCAGCACGCUGUACGGCCCGCAUGAACUGGACGCCUACAUCAACCUGACCGUGAGCAACCUGCAGUACCUCGCGCCGACCGCGACCGGCGCCCCGGCGCCAGGCCCUAGCCCGCCUGACAACCGCAACAGCAGCCUGAGCUUCAUCACGGGCGUGGUGCAGGACGCGGCGCCGCUUGGCAAGUCGUUCGGGCAGUGCACCGGGCAGCCAAACGCCACAUAUACACGCGGCGCCGUCGUCAACGCAACGUUCGUGGGCGCCAAUCCGCGCAACAACCUGCGGCUAGAGGGCACGUACGCGGCGGUCGAGAAGCUGGGCGCAGACGGCUCGACGUGGACGCAGGUGCGCAGCGACUACGACUGGUUCCUGGUGUACACGUGGACGCGCACCAACUGGCUGCUUGGGUACAGCGAGGUGGUCAUCAGCUGGGAGACGGAGGACUACGCGGAGCCGGGGACGUACCGGAUUCGGUACAAUGGCGAUUAUAAGCCGCUGAUUGGGAGCGUGACGGCGUUUACGGGGACGAGUAACACGUUCACGCUGACAUGA
Messenger RNA from Phaeoacremonium minimum UCRPA7, 2286 nucleotides. RefSeq names its product putative neutral ceramidase protein. Gene Ontology annotation, cellular component: extracellular region. The transcript is spliced from 3 exons. Lineage: Eukaryota; Fungi; Ascomycota; Sordariomycetes; Togniniales; Togniniaceae. The record is from RefSeq and is a predicted model, not a curated record. The coding region runs from base 1 to 2286 and encodes 761 amino acids. Gene Ontology annotation, biological process: ceramide catabolic process; long-chain fatty acid biosynthetic process; sphingosine biosynthetic process. Gene Ontology annotation, molecular function: N-acylsphingosine amidohydrolase activity.